UGAAAGUCUGAAGAGCGGAUGGGAGCUGCUGGCGAUAUGUCUAUACUUUUUCUCUCCGUCACCGAAAUUUCAUCCUUUUCUGGAGAGCUACAUCAGUAAACAUCGAGAGUCUCAAUGUAACAGUGACAAUAUUCCGUCCCCUGAAAUGUCUGCCGACUGUUUGCGGAGACUAAAGAGGGCGCAGAAAAUUGUGUCGAAAACUGCCGUCCAUAAACCAACAAUAGAGGAGUUGGAACAUGCAAAGGCAACAAUCUGCUGCCCGACCAUGUUUGGAAACAUGCUGGAGGAUAUUAUGUUACUGCAGAAGGACAGAUACCCAGACAGACAGUUGCCUUGGAUACAAACUGUGUUGUCUGAGGAAAUUCUCAGAUUACAUGGAACACAAACGGAGGGAAUCUUCAGGGUGUCGGGUGAUAUGGAUGAAGUGAACAGUAUGAAGACUCAAUGUGACAAGUGGAUUCUGCCCACCGACUGCACGGAUCCUCACAUCCCCGCCUCACUGCUCAAAAUGUGGUAUCGGGAGCUGUUUGAGCCACUGAUUCCUGCCCAGUUUUAUCAAGCUUGUGUAGACAAUUUCUCCAAUCCUGAAGCCGCCAUAGCCAUAGUCUACCAGCUUCCACGCCUCAACCACCUGGUUCUGUGUUACCUCAUUCGCUUCUUACAGGUUUUCGCUUCUCCAGAAAAUGUUGCAUUUACCAAGAUGGAUGUCAACAACUUGGCAAUGGUGAUGGCUCCCAGCUGCCUGCGAUAUGAAAGCGACGACCUUCUAACUAUAUAUGAACAUGUGCAGAAAGAGAUGGGGUUUAUCCGGACAUUGAUACGAUAUUUGGACACAAGUUUUAUGGAGGGAAUCCUAUGA
Candidula unifasciata is the source of this 859-nucleotide messenger RNA. The record is from the annotation of a GenBank genome assembly. Lineage: Eukaryota; Metazoa; Mollusca; Gastropoda; Stylommatophora; Geomitridae.